Molecule: messenger RNA, 2466 nt
Organism: Brassica rapa (field mustard)
Lineage: Eukaryota; Viridiplantae; Streptophyta; Magnoliopsida; Brassicales; Brassicaceae
Source: RefSeq, a predicted model, not a curated record
UAUAUAUAUAUAUAUAUUUGUCGAUCCACAUAUUUCUAUAAAAUAAUUUUAAUUUUGAGUCAUGUUAAUAAUUUGAUAAAUUUAAAAAAUAGCAUUGCAGCUAAUUAUGGACACAUUUAUUCGGAGCCAAAAAACUGAAUUGAACCAAAAAAUAAAAUCUAAACGAGUUUCAUGAAUAUCUACAUAGAUUUUAUAUCUCUGAAACAAAAAAAAAACAAAAAAAAAUCAGAACCAAACUGAAAACCAAAUGGUUCCCAAAUAUUUAAAUACAAUAUAUAUACUUAAAAUAUUAAUUAUAUUUAUUCUGAAAUAACCAAAUAUUCUAAAGUACUUUUAUAAACCAAUCAUCCAAGAAAAUGAAUUAUCCAAUUUUUAAUCAAAAAAUAUUUUUUUAUCCUAAUUAUCUGAAAUUUUAUCCCAAAAUAAUAAAAUCUUGAUAUUUUCUCUGAAAAUCCGAGUUAUGCUUAAAACUUAUUCAAAUUAAUCGAAAUUAUCUGAAAAUGGAAUCGAACUUUCCGAGUUGGACCAAAAAAACUUUUUUUUCUGAUAUUAUCUGAUUUCCAACUUUAUUAUCCAAACUGAAUCGAAAACCGAUAAUAAUUGAACUGGAUUUCGUAAAUAUCUGAAUGGAUCUUAUAUUUUAUAGAACCAAAAAGUGAAUUAACGGAACGGAACCGGAAAUUGAAAUGCCCAAAGCUAAUUGCAACCAUUCCAUGACUAAAUAGUGUUCGUUUUCUUGUUCCAUGACUAAACGUAUAUUGUGGCCUUUUCCUUAGCUUCAAUGAUUUUUCUUUACCUUGACUGCAAAAAUGUAAAUCACAUAGCACAUAAUUAAAAAUUUAGAAGUAUAAAAUAGACUGUAUUACAUUGUUUGACAAGUGAGACAUGGCCUUUUAGCUAACAAACCCCUUUGGGAACUGCACACUUUCCAUGAUCAAAUAGUAUUUUAUAACAAAGUUAGUAUGUUACUUGUUUGAUUGACAUACUAUAAGACAGUGAGCCACAAUUCUGAAUCACCUAUUCAGAGUUAUAUAAUUAAUUAAUUAUACAUUUUCUGAUCCAUUAUUUUCGGUUCGAAAUCAUUAGCUUCUCAUAAUUUGAAACAUUUGUUUAUGCAAAUAAUUUUAAUUAAUGAAAAAACUAAUUCUUUUUCAAACUAGAUGGUUAUCAGACCACUAAAAAUCUGGAUCUCUGUCACAAGAAUUAUGUUUAAUUAAUUUAUAUGUCAAGUUUAUGAAUAAUAAAGUCGCGAAAUAUUAGGACACAAGACUAUAUUAUUGCUAGGUUUUUAGUUCUAAGAAAUUGAAGUGUGAAACAUGUAUGAACUCUUUUUUCAUAUAAAAACAAAAUAGCAAUAAUUCACUCGAAAAAGAAGAUUAGUGCCCCGAAAAAGAAAGCAAAUGCACUCAAUGACCCUUUAUAAAUACUCACACUGCGAAGCUGCAUUCUCUCAACCCAACAAUAAAAACAAAAGAACUAAGAGAAAAUCAGACUCAGACCCUCCUCUGAUUCUUUCCUCAUCGACGCCGAUGGAUUCACUUACUAGUACCCAAAAGGCUAAACCAAGAAAUAUGAAGGCUGUUGUGAAGAAGUCUCGAGUUCAAAUACUCUUAGAUUUGUUUUACCGGGUGAUCCAAAUAACUGUGGUUAUGGUUACAGUGGCCAAGCUCUGUUACCAACUAAUCAUCAUGUUCGAGGACUCUGGUCUCACACGUUUUCUCAUCAACCGUCACCUUGCUUUCGUCUUGGGGAAUGCGAUAGUCAUCACUAUAGUCGCCAAGUGUGGUCUCUUUGUGGGUCAAGAACCAGAUGCACGGAGAAAUAGCAAUGAUUUUUACGACGAGUUUGUUUGGGAGAGGUCUAGACGAGAACAGACUUUACAUACAGAUGUGAUAUGCAGAGAAACACAGAGCACUGGAGAUAAGGGAGAGAAACAGAAAAAGACCGAGAACAGUGCGAAACAGAGGUCCGACGAGGAGAAAAGCAAGAAGGACGUAACUGUGGAGAGACGGAGACAAAUCAUUACCCAAAAACAGGAAAGUCCGAAGAACAGUUACGAAAGGAGUCGGUCAGAGAAACUAGAGGGCUCGAAGAAGAGUUCUUGUGGGAAGUUGAAGAGAUCGGAGACUGAGAGGCCUUCUGAUGAUUCUGAUGAUGAACUCCGAUACAAGAUCGAGUCUUUCAUUGCGAGACAGAGGAGGAACCAAAAGGAUGAAGAGUUUUGUAUUGUUUAGAUGUAAAGAAAAAUAAAAAAGCAAGGAAAAAAGAAGAAUAAGGAAAAACUUUAGUUUAUGCAAUAACAUUCACAUAUAUUUUGUGUGUUUGUAAAUAUACGGGUACAAAUAUUUCAAAGCCCGAGCAUAAAAUGUUGUUUAGCUUUUCUUUUUAUUUUCUUUGUAUAAUUUUGUUCGUUUUUGUAAAGAGAGAUAUAUAUUUUUAUUUUCUGUCAGUUUGAUGUUAAAAUGA